This is a messenger RNA of Maniola jurtina (meadow brown), 1347 nucleotides long. It is a transcript of the gene elm, whose product is annotated as calcineurin B homologous protein 1. The record is from RefSeq and is a predicted model, not a curated record. NCBI's taxonomy places the organism in Eukaryota, Metazoa, Arthropoda, Insecta, Lepidoptera, Nymphalidae. The transcript has 4 exons. Gene Ontology annotation, molecular function: calcium ion binding. The coding region runs from base 280 to 849 and encodes 189 amino acids.
AAAAAUACAUAAAAAAUGGAAGACUAGUUAAAUCAAAGGUCAUUCUAAACAAUAUUUGUUUAAAUAAUCCUCUAUUCGUAAUUGUCGUUGCACAUUUCUAUUCAUAUUCACUAUUUAAGCAAUGCGCAACAUAUUAAUAAGUUAGUUUUUUAUUGUUAGCUUCGACGCAGUAUUUCAAGACAAUCGAAUCGAUUAUUUCCCAACCUUUCUGUUUGUGACUGGCUUAUCAGUUAAUCCGAGUACAAAAGUUAAUAAGUAUAGUCGUGGAUUGGAAGCAAAAUGGGCAACAAGUCAUCAUUGAUGCUUAGGGAGGAUGAAAUUGCACAAAUUCAAGAGGAAACUGGCUUUACACCCAACCAGAUAGAAAGGUUAUAUUCACGGUUCACAGCCUUAGACAAGAACGACUGUGGCACAUUAGCAAGGGAGGACUUCCUGCGGAUCCCAGAACUGGCCAUAAAUCCUCUCAGUGAGAGAAUUGUCCACUCAUUCUUUGCUGACAGUCAUGAUGACAGGGUCAACUUCUUGCAGUUCAUGAAGGUGCUGGCACACUUCCGCCCCAUACGGAAGAAUAGGGAGAAUAGGCUUAAUAGUAGAGAAGAGAAAUUACGAUUUGCUUUCUCCAUGUAUGACCUGGACAGUGAUGGUAAGAUCUCAAGAGAUGAGCUAUUGGCCAUUCUACACAUGAUGGUUGGAGUUAAUAUAAGUGAGGAACAGCUAACAAGUAUUGCAGAAAGAACCAUAUUAGAAGCUGAUACCAACAAUGAUCAGAUGAUUUCCUUUGAAGAGUUCUGCCGAGCCCUCGAGAGGACCGAUGUGGAACAGAAGAUGUCCAUCCGCUUCCUCAAUUGACCUCCAAACUCUUGAACUAUAUACAUCACAUAUGCUAUGACCGUGGCUCUUGUGGUCCUUGUCUAUGGGCUGAUAACAAAGAAAUAAUCUAUGAGCUGGGCUGAUUUUUCAAGCGACAGUUAAUAAACAGUCUCAAAAAAACUAGAAUCCAGAGCCAUAAAGUCAGCUUCAAAAAUAACCAAAUGUUUAUAACUCCUGCCAGCAAGUAAAGAAUCAAAAAUGGUGGCGUUAAUCAUUCCUUCUCACUUACACACUACCUACAUAUAGUGAGUGGGUGAGACGACAUGAUUAGUGCCGCUUCGUUUCUUUAUUAGCAGGAAUUAUAUCUGAGAAAUAAAUUUGACAUUUUGAUAGUUUUUAUUAAUCAAAUUUAUUAAUCAGUUUGUUUGGCGAUUGAAAAAUCAGCCUCUAAAAUAACCCAAAGGUGAAAAUAAAAAAAAAUUACAAUAUUAACUGUCUGUGCUACAAAUUAACUAUUAAAUGAGUAGAGGUUCUGUA